Messenger RNA from Eruca vesicaria subsp. sativa (arugula), 1746 nucleotides. NCBI's taxonomy places the organism in Eukaryota, Viridiplantae, Streptophyta, Magnoliopsida, Brassicales, Brassicaceae. The record is from the annotation of a GenBank genome assembly.
AUGCGGGGUACCAGAAGGGUUUUAGGUAUAUCACUAAAUAUAGAUGAGAUCAUCGAUGAGUUGCACAUACAUGAGAAUGCUUUCAAAAAGAUGGGCAAUCUCCGUUUCCUAACAAUUUUCACGAAUAAAUAUAUGCCCGACAAAAAGGUGCACUUACCUGACAGCUUCGACCAUUUGCCGCCUAAACUCAAAUUGUUAUGUUGGGAAGGAUACCCAAUGAAAAGUUUGCCUUCUAAUUUUUGUCCUCGAAGACUCGUCAAGCUCAAAAUGAAGAAUAGCAAGCUCAAAAAGUUGUGGGAAGGAUCUUGGAACCUAACAUGUCUCAAGGAGGUGAAUUUGUGGGGAUCUGAAAACCUAAAAGAGAUCCCAGAUCUUUCCAGGGCCACCAAUUUAGAGAAGCUUUAUCUUAACUAUCGUUUGAGUUGGGGGAAGAAUCCUUCCUCUAUGCAGAAUUUCAAUAAUCUAACAAAGGUGGAAACCCAUCCAACCCCCAUUAACCACGAAACUACCAAAGGCCUCCCUGUCGCAGAGUUUUGCAUGGAUAAAGUAAAAUUUGAGAAACUAUUGGAAGGAAUACAGCCGCUUAUGUGCAUGGGAACGAUGCUGCCUGCGUCUUUGAAGGUGUUGUUUCUCUCAGAUAUCCCAAAUAUGGUGGAGCUUCCUUUCUCUAUUCAGAACCUCAGUAACCUAACGGACAUGAAGAUUAUAAGAUGCAUAGAUCUGGAGAUUCUUCCUACUGGAAUCAACCUUGUCUCUCUGGAACGUCUCAAUCUCAACGGAUGCUCUCGCUUGAAAACCUUUCCUGAUAUCUCAAGAAACAUCUCAUCUCUUUAUCUAGAAGAAACAGCAAUAGAAGAAGUCCCUCCGUGGUCUGAGAACUUCUCUAAGCUCAAAUAUCUACUCAUGCAAGGAUGCAGUAAGUUAGAGUACGCUUACCUAAACGUUUCUAAACUGAAACAUCUCGAGUUGGUUAACUUUUCGCACUGUGGGGCAUUGACUGGUGCUGAUUUGAUCGGUUAUCCAAGUGGCAUGGCACUGGAAGGAGGGAUUAUUGGCACAGAGUUACAAGCCUCCUCUUCUGCUCCAGACAAUGAUGUCCCAAAAGUCGAGUUCAGUUUCAUCAACUGCUUCAAGUUGGAUGAAGAAGCUGUUCUUCAACAACUCUCUUAUGAGAAACUCAUCUUGUCCGGUGAAGAAAUGCCGUUAUACUUCACUCACCGAACUACAGGAACCUCUAUGGCCUUCCCUCUUGUUCAGACCCCUCACUCUCCACCAUUCUUCAGGUUUAGGGUUUGCGCUGUGGCUGUUUUCAACUCUAAGCUCACCUCUGGUGGUACCAUUGGAGUCUUUACAAAGGUAAAGUGUCAAUUCAAAAGCAGACUCGGAAGUUACUAUGAUUCCCCUUAUCAACAGGACUACUUCUCGGUAUAUCAGAACGGGAGUUAUCUUCUUUUACUAGACUGUGUUGUCCCUCUGAGGAAAGGCAAUGCUACUCUAGCUGACAUGGACUACGAUUACGUGAAUAUACAGUUUCAUAUGAGUAGUAGUAAGUUCAAAUUAAAAGAAUGGGGUAUACGACUCUGGGAGAACUGUUCGUCUGUGGAAAACCGACUUGGUAGUACAACCACUAUUCCACAAAUUUGUGAAGACGAUGAAGACAAUGUGGUUAAGUCUUUGAUUCAUGAGACUGAGGAUGGUGAGGAGUGUGGAGAUAGACGUAGAGAAGAAGGGAAUACGACCACCUGA